Juglans regia (Persian walnut) is the source of this 624-nucleotide messenger RNA. RefSeq lists its product as uncharacterized. Bases 1 to 624 code for a protein of 207 amino acids. The record is from RefSeq and is a predicted model, not a curated record. Gene Ontology annotation, molecular function: nucleic acid binding; RNA-DNA hybrid ribonuclease activity. NCBI's taxonomy places the organism in Eukaryota, Viridiplantae, Streptophyta, Magnoliopsida, Fagales, Juglandaceae. The transcript is spliced from 4 exons.
AUGAAAACGUUGCAUUCUUAUGAAGCUAUAUCGGGCCAGCUUGGAGGAAUCAAAGAAAAGAAAAUGGGUAGCUUGGAGUUGAAUUUGUUUACCGGUGUUGAAACUAUUUAUCAUGUGUUGUGUGAAGGAGAGAUGGCACGUAAAGUGUGGGAUUAUUUUGCUGCCGUGUUUGCUAUUAGACUUCCUCAGUUACGUACUUGGCAGGGUGUGGUGAACGUCUGGUGGCUUCAGGCAUCAAGAACUUCUCAAGUUCAGUGCUUUUCAAGGUUGUCGUCUAGAGAUGAAAGAAUACUUACGGAGCUUAAUUGUCCUAUUGCUCCUAUUACCGUAAAGCUGCCUCCUAAAGCAAUAGCAUGGACUAGGCCAAGUAGGGGAUUGUUGAAACUUAAUGUGGAUGAUGGUUCGAAUGGAAACCUAGGACCUUCUGGAGGUGGUGGUAUUAUACCAGACAAUCGUGGUUGUGCUUCGGCGGGAUUUGCGCAUUAUUACGGUACCUCGACUAAUUCAUUUGUUGAAGGGCGUCCAUUAUUGGAUGGGCUUAGAUUGGUGCAGCAACUUGAUGUUAGAAAUUUAGUAGUGGUGGAAUGGAUCACAUCUGGUGCUUGUAAUCUCCGAUAUAUGUAG